Gambusia affinis (western mosquitofish) is the source of this 1326-nucleotide messenger RNA. RefSeq names its product claudin-3-like. Lineage: Eukaryota; Metazoa; Chordata; Actinopteri; Cyprinodontiformes; Poeciliidae. Gene Ontology annotation, cellular component: bicellular tight junction; plasma membrane. Gene Ontology annotation, biological process: cell adhesion; bicellular tight junction assembly. The record is from RefSeq and is a predicted model, not a curated record. Gene Ontology annotation, molecular function: structural molecule activity. The coding region runs from base 76 to 1326 and encodes 416 amino acids. The transcript has 2 exons.
CAACCUUUACAGUCCAGCCUGCGACAUUUCCACUGUUUUCUCGUUGAGUUUGUCGCGUCGCAGCAAGGCAGGAAGAUGGUUUCUCAAGGCAUUCAGCUCACCGGCAUAGUCAUCGCCUCGAUCGGCUGGCUGCUGGACAUUGUGGUGUGCGGGCUACCCAUGUGGAGGGUGUCCGCCUUCGUGGGCGCCAACAUCAUCACGGCUCAGACCAUCUGGGAGGGCCUGUGGAUGAGCUGUGUGGUGCAGAGCACGGGUCAGAUGCAGUGUAAGGUGUACGACUCCAUGCUGGCGUUGGAGCAGGACCUGCAGGCGGCCCGCGCCAUGAUCGUCAUCUCCGUCUUGUUGGGGAUCUGUGGGGUGUCCCUGGCCAUCGCUGGGGGAAAGUGCACCAACUGCAUCGAGAACGAGCAAUCCAAGGCGAAGGUCUGCAUCGUUUCUGGAGUUCUGUUCAUCCUCGCCGGGCUGCUGUGCCUCAUUCCCGUCUCCUGGUCCGCCAACUCCGUCAUCAACAGGUUCUACAACUUGAUGAUCAUCGGAACGCCUCAAUACGACCUCUUCACCAUGGGGAAGAUUGGCAAGGAAGUGGCCGGCCAGGUCAUCAGCUUCAUAGGCCUGGUCCUGGCCGCCGUCUGCUGCGGCAUCCCCAUGUGGCGAGUGACAACCUACAUCGGCGCCAACAUUGUGACGGGCCAGGUGGUCUGGGACGGGCUGUGGAUGAACUGCGUCAUGCAGAGUACGGGUCAGAUGCAGUGCAAGCUCAACGAGUCGUUGAUGAGGCUGUCGCAGGACCUGCAGGCCGCCCGCGCGCUGGUCAUCAUCUGCCUGAUCGUCGGCUUCAUCGGCUUCAUCAUCACCUUCGUUGGAACCAAGUGCACCAGCUGCCUGAAGAAGGACUCCAGCAACGCCAAUGUGGUGAUCAUCGGCGGGUGUCUCUUGAUCCUGGCAGCCAUCUUGGUCCUGAUCCCCGUCUGCUGGUCGGCGGCCAUCAGCGUCUCGGAUUUUCAGAGCCCCUUGACCAUCGAGACGCAGAAAAGGGAAAUUGGAGCUUCUAUUUACAUCGGUUGGACUUCGACGGUGUUUCUUCUGAUCGGAGGGAUCAUCCUGACCACAUCCUGUCCUCCCAGUAGGCCCUAUUAUCCAGCCUACGGGCCGCAAAUGUACACCUACGGGCCCCCGAACACGGCGGCGUACGGUCCAGUGUACGCGGCGCCGUCCAACCAGCCGUACACCGGGCCGUACACCGGGAGCUACACCGGGAGCUACGUCCCCGCCAAACCCUACGCAGCUCCACCCGUGUACUCCCCUCAGCCGUACGUCAGAAACUGA